CGCACACAAGGUUCCGUUUGCUCGCAGCCACAAUUCCCAUCCAACAGACACGGCUGGCUUUUGAUGCUAACUGGCAUCGAGCCAGUCGUGGCGACGAUGAAGACCUAUUUGUUAACGGACGGUCUAGAUGCUCUGGGAGCAGCAACAUUGUCGUCAUCGACAAAGUACAAAAGCUCCAAAAACAAGUUGAUGAAAUUGCCACCGCGUCCUAGCGCCGAAAGCUUUGGCGACGCUUAGCGGCAAGGCACGUCCUGACCGUUUUUCAACGGGCACAUGAAUGCAUGGCACUGAGAGGACAAACCGCAAGACCAUGCUUGUCACUACAGUUCAUCUGCUGCUUGGCCCGAAAAUGAUUGGCUUCCAGAACACGUAGCAGAGCCUAACAGGCUGAGCAGGUACCUGGGUCAUUGCCAGGCGCCUGCAGAUCUUCUUGAAUGGCUUGGGGUGAGAAUCCAAUGGUGGACAUCGAGCUGCUCUAGUGCGAGGAAGUAAUUCUGUUCAUUUUUUUUAUAAGAUGACUUAACUCACGAGUUCGCUCAGGCAGGUGAAUUUGCCUUUACGUCACCUUUUCGAACUCGUGUGACAUAGCUUCUUCAACCAAUGCCCCCUUGCCUCGAUAACACAAUCUUGGGUCGGAAAAUAAUCUUGUUUGUAACAGCCUUUGACUUAAAAAUUUGCUUGUGGUCAUUAUUGCUUUCAGUCUGCAAUAAGUUCCUUAACAACAUCCUCCAGGAGUAGCUUCCCGAUACUCAUCACCGCACUGCCAGAUGACUCCACCACCAAGAAACAUGGUCAACACACGGCUCUCUCAAGCUAAUCAGAAGCGCCGCAGAAGCUUCUCUGAAGCAUCUUCUGAGUCCAAGGCAAUCAAAUUUCGGAAGAUAGCUCGCCGUCGAGUAGCGACACCAGACGGACAACUCCUUGAGGAACAGCGUGAGGCUUCUCUUGGUGGAUCUCAAGGAGUUAGAUCACAAGAAGUCCAUCCCAGUGUAAAAAAUGCCAUCGAAUUCACAAAUUCAACGAAGUCUCGCCGGUCUCGACACUCUCUACCCGUCAGUCUGGAGACCCCGGCGAAUAUUCGAACCGAACCCCUCGACGUAGCAGUUGCUCGAGUGAACGAGCAUCGACGCAGGCAGACAGAAGGUGUUCCGCUCGAAUUUAAUGUUGCAGAUAUCUACAUCAAUCCAGAGGACCUCGACCUGGACGCAUCACAGAUCAUGACUCCGAAAAUCUCGACCGUAGUACGCACGAAGCCCACGCCUAUCUCAAUCACACCUCGACCUUCGCCCAACACGAGCCGAGAGGACAAAAUCAGCGAGUAUGAGAAGGCUAUUCGUCUGUUAACCGACCAAAAGGCCGAACUGGCGGCUAAGGUCCAGAUUCUAGAACUUGGUAUCCAUAGUCUAGGUUUCCGCGAUGCUGAGGUGGAAAGCACUGAUAUUUUUGCUGCCAUACGCACUACCUUUGACCUGGUGAGAGCACAAGAAGAGGAGAUGGAUUUGGGCUUGUCUGUGCAAAGACUCGACAAUGAAGAGCUCCUGCGACAACAGCCCAAUAUUGUGCGUGGCUUGCUACUAGACAUCGACAACUAUGCCUGCAAACUAGAUGAAAUUGAAAAUUUACUGGUCUUUACUGAUGCCCAGUACAAAGGAGUCUUGGUUAAGUUGGCAGAACGCGAGGAAAGGAGCACGGAGUUGGAACUACAGCUUGAAAAGCUUGAUCGCCAUCUGAAGUUUAUAACGCACAAUCUGACUGAAGAGAAGAACACGACUUUAAAGCUUGAAGGAGAAAACGAAACAUUGUCCGAGCAACUUACAGCCCGUGAGAACGAGUUGAAGAACCUACACUCGCUUAGCCAAAAACAAGGCACAGAGCUUAAUGAACUCCGAUCCACGUGUAAUGAUCUUAUGAAUGAAGUUAAGACACUCAGAGAAGCCGCUGUCCGGCUUGAGAAGGGAUAUAUGCAGCACAUAGCAGAUGUGGAAGGGGAUCGUGAUGAGAGAUUAGGUUUCAUGGCUGAGGAGCUUGACCAAGAGCAUGAUUAUCGUACUAUUGCUGAGAAAGAUAUCGCAAAGAAAGAUGCCGCUUACACUGCUCUCCAGAUCGACUUCCAGAAGGUACGAGAGGAUCUAGACAAUCUGAAGGAGCAAAACGACAAGGCAAACGAAUCUCUCAACCUGCAAAAAAACAAAUUGCAAGAGCUACAACAAGAUUUGACUGCUAAGAUAGCGGACAAUCAAGGACUCCAGCACGAGCUGAGUGAGCUUAAAGUCAAGGCACAAAGUCUCGAAGAAGAUAUUGCCUUCUUGCACGAGCAACGUGAUCAAAACAAACUCACUAUUGAUAACCAGGCUGCUGCCCUUCAAUCUGCAGAGGAACACCUCGCAUCUAGUGAGGAUCGUCUUCAACAGGCCAAUAUUGAAAUAAAUAGAUUGAGAGCAGACGUUUUCGGCGCCCAAAAAGAGCGCGAACAGAUCGUUAGCGAGCUUCAUGUCAGCGCUGAGAAAUGCCGGAGGCUAUCGAACGAAAUUACUAUGAAAUCAAACAGUAUUGAGAAGCUGGAAGGCAAUAUUGAAGCGCUCAACAAGGCUAUGGAAGAUCUAGUAAAAGAGAAGGAUGCAGUCAUAAAUGCCAAAAACGCAAAACUUGAGGAAACGUUGGCCACUAUCGACGAACAGGCGAAGACUAUGCGUGAGCAAGCACAAGAAAUUUCUGGACAGGCAUGGCAAAUCACGCAGAAAGAGACCGACAUUCAGGCUUUGCGCAAGGAAAAUCUUCGCUUUAUGGCCGACCGAGAUAGGCUUCAAGCCACCCUGGCCUUACGUGAAAAGGAUUUACGUACACUCAAGCAGGUCCUGCAAUCACUCAUCACUGAUGCUGAGAAAGACGAAAUCAAAUACCGUGAACGUGCGUCUCAGAAGGCAGAAUUGGUGCAGGUUGCCAAUAGUGUUUUAAGUGGAAUCAGUGCAGAACAAAAGGUUGGGACUUUAACACGAGAGUCUACGGAUGGCGCCCAUGUCGUCAAAAAGAAAAGGUCUUUGCGUGAUUCAGGUUAUGUUGGUAGUGACAUAGACGAGGAGUUGGAAUUAAUUGAUGCCGAAAGAGAGAUUGUAUAAGUACGCGAGGCAUAACAUAUCAGGUCUUGAGAUUUGUCUUUCUGUUUAAGAAAAGUACACGCCAAAUUUGAAAAACCAAGAACAGGCUAUUACAAUUAACACACAGUAGAUACACAUAUCUUCGCUUAACAAACGACACUUAUCGGGAUGGCAAUGACGCAGAAGCGUACAAGGUAAUGGAUAAUUCAACUACGUCAUGAUCAAUUUGUCUUUUUAAGGUGUCAUUAGAAGAAGGCUCCAUUUUCAUACUGUUAUCAUCUAUCUCUCUUCUCUAGAUCCCAGACGCUACCUAUCUGAAAUGCAAG
Molecule: messenger RNA, 3421 nt
Organism: Verruconis gallopava
Lineage: Eukaryota; Fungi; Ascomycota; Dothideomycetes; Venturiales; Sympoventuriaceae
Exons: 2
Coding region: 768-3116 (782 amino acids)
Biological process (GO): double-strand break repair via homologous recombination
Cellular component (GO): Smc5-Smc6 complex; nucleus; site of double-strand break
Molecular function (GO): damaged DNA binding; single-stranded DNA binding
Source: RefSeq, a predicted model, not a curated record